Molecule: messenger RNA, 736 nt
Organism: Papilio machaon (common yellow swallowtail)
Lineage: Eukaryota; Metazoa; Arthropoda; Insecta; Lepidoptera; Papilionidae
Exons: 5
Coding region: 14-736 (240 amino acids)
Source: RefSeq, a predicted model, not a curated record
CAGUUGAACAACAAUGAUCGCACAUUUGCGUUGUGUUCUGUUUUUUCUAACUGUACACUUUACUACAAUUCAAUGCGAGUUAACACCGAAUGAUGUAAAGAGAGUGUUACAACAGUGUCAGACGAACCUCAACACGUCACAUGAGUUAGACAAGAACGACAAGCUUCUGCUAGCGAACUGGACGGCGGAGUUCCAGAUGAAGCAGGUCAAUAUAACGUCACACUACAGACUCGAAAUGACGCGACACAGAGAGCAUAACUUCAAGAAAGUCAAUUUGAACACCAAGUGGAAGGAAUGUUUAAGAUUACAUAAUAAAGAAAUUAGAAAUUCCAAGCGCUCCUACUUCGAAAGAGAAGCGGAAUGCCUCAAGGCAGCGAACUCUGCUGACAGAGAUAGAACAAAAGCUGUUAACCAAGUGGGAAAAGAGAUAAAGAAAUGGCGUAAGAGUUACAAAUAUUUGUCAAACUUAUGUGACGUUGAUAAUCCAGGAGACAAAGAGAGUGCUGAUCGAUGUCUGGCUGAAUAUAUGAGGAGGGACAACUACGAUUCCACAUUUGAGAGACUGAUACUUCUGAAGUUAGACACAAUGUCAGAUCUUUUGGAUCAAAUGAACAAAUGCCUUAAUGAACUAGAAGAUUGUUUGAGGUCGAGUUUUUCAGACAAUUUACAGAACAUCAGAACAGUCAUGAAGACUUUAGGACAAUGUUACAAUAGGAAUAGAGAAAGUAAUAAAUAA